UUCUUCUUCCUUUCAACCCGGAAUCCUCAUCUCAAUUUCCAGGCCUCCGUGCAUAUUUAAUUUAUUUUCGUUUUCAUCUCCACCUUCAUUUCGUCUCACUCAUAUGAAUCGAUAUUUUCUUCCCCAUAGGCCAGUUCUUCAGUUUCUGUGCCCAUGCCGUUUUUGAGCCCAUAACCUGAUAGAGCAAACUUAAAACUCAUGGAGUUGUCUGCCGUGGUUAUUCACUCAUGUUGUUCAAUCCCCUCAAAGUUUCCUACUUUCAAAGCUUAUGGAGAUUUUUCUUGUUCCCUCACUGCACCUAUAAGGAAUAUAGUUCGAGUUGCUUCCUUGAAUUUUAGCACCAAAGAUCUGGCAAACCCUAGGAGCACUUGCUUGUCCAUUGUCCACGCUUAUGAAGCUGCAAGUGCAUGCAUCGAAGCAUCAGAUGCCGCAGAGUUGGAAUUUCAAGAUAUCAUCAAUUAUCCCUUUCAUGAUGAUGCCAGGAAGAAGAUGGACAAUAUGGAUGAAAAAAACCAAUGCUUAAAUCCAAGGUUAGUUGCUCGAUGGCUGCGACUGUGUGUUAACGGGGAAGAAGUAGGAAGGGUACACACAGUCUUGUUAAAAUGUUUAACAGAACCUGUUACUUAUGUUGAUAACAAUUUAAUUUGUGCCUAUUUGAGAUUGGAGAGCUUAGGGUUGGCUCGCAAAGUAUUCGAUGGAAUGUCCAGAAGAAAUACAGUUACCUGGACCGCUAUGAUUAAUGGGUAUUUGAAUCAUAAUAUGGAUGAUGAAGCUUUAGAGUUGUUUAGUGAAUCCAUUAAACAUGAGGUUCAAGCAAACAAUAAGAUGUUUGUCUGCCUCAUGAAUUUGUGUGGUAAGAAAUUGGAUUUACAGCUGGGUAAGCAAAUACAUGCUAGUAUUUUGAAAGGCAGAUGGAAGAACUUAAUUGUUCAUAAUUCAGUUCUUCAUUUUUACGCAAAAUGUGGGGACAUGUCAAGUGCAUUUCUUAUAUUCAACCGGAUGGUGGAGCGUGAUGUGGUAUGUUGGACAACUAUGAUCACUUCUUGUUCCCAGCAAGGGCUAGGGCAUGAAGCCUUUACAUUGUUAUCGCAAAUGCUAGGCAAUGGGUUUAUCCCUAAUGAAUAUACUGUAUGUAGUGCACUGAAGGCUUGUGGAGAGAUAAAGGCAUUAAAAAUGGGGAGACAGCUACAUGGUGCUAUGGUGAAGAAAAUUUGUAAGAACGAUGUAUAUAUAGGCACAUCAUUAGUUGAUGUGUAUGCAAAAUGUGGAGAAAUUGCAGAUUCUAGACAAGUUUUUGACAGAAUGAAGAUCAGAAAUACAGCUACUUGGACAUCCAUUAUAUCAGGAUGUGCUCGAAAUGGUUUAGGUGAGGAGGCCAUAAGUUUGUUUAGGUCAAUGAAGAGACAAAGAGUAUAUAUCAACAAAAGGACUAUUGUUAGUGUCUUGAUGGCCUGUGGCUCAAUCAAGAAUUUGCUAAGUGGAAGAGAAGUUCACGGACAGAUAAUCAGGAGUAAUAUCCACUCUAAUAUGUACAUAGGGAGUACUUUGGUAUGGUUCUACUCCAAAUGUAAAGAGUACUCUCAUGCAAUUAAGGUGCUCCAUCAUAUGCCCUUUAGGGACGUUGUCUCAUGGACCGCCAUUAUUUCUGGAAGUGCUCGGCUAGGGCAUGAGCCUGAGGCCCUUGAGUUCCUCAAGAAAAUGGUGGAAGAAGGCGUGUUGCCUAAUUCAUUCACUCACUCAUCAGCUCUGAAAGCGUGUGCAAAGUUAGAAGCUCUAAUGCAAGGAAAAUUGAUUCACUCAUAUGCAACCAAAACCCCUGCCCUGCGCAAUGUAUUUGUGAGCAGCGCUUUAAUUUAUAUGUAUGCGAAAUGUGGAUAUGUUUCAGAGGCUUUUCAAAUUUUCGACAGCAUGCCAGAAAGAAAUCUUGUGUCUUGGAAAGCCAUGAUCAUGGGCUAUGCAAGGAAUGGACACUGUAGAGAGGCUUUGAAGCUCAUGUAUAGAAUGCGAGCAGAAGGUUUUGAGGUGGAUGAUUAUAUCCUUGCAACAGUUCUCACUACAUGUGGGGACAUCCAGUGCGAUAUAGAGGCUUUAUCUUCUCACUACCUGCGUUCUUAAUCUUGUGGAUGAUAGGAGCUUCAAUAUACUUUAUCUCUGCAGAGCAGAGUUCACUUAUUAAGACGUAUAGCCGCUGACAUGUAAUGUAUAUUGACGGAUGAAGAGGAACUAACACGUGCUUUUCAAGAUGUUAGCAAUUUGCUGAUUCUGCAUCCCCCCACCCCAAGUAAAGGAAAAGGGAUAAGAUUAUAAAAGAAAAAAAAGAGUAAUUUCCUUCAGUUCAUAAUUGAUGGUGCAGGUGAUUGCUGUGAAGAAAUUCAACGAUCUUAUGAUGUUUCAUCAUAUUAAAAUUAUGAUGCUGAGUUCCUCCCAGUAAACUAGGCAUUACUCUUGCUUGCAUUUGUUGUGCAAGCACGUACAUGCUGAAAUACAUUCUGGAAGCAGAGUAUCCUGGGUGCGAAAGGUGGUUGAUUGGGCAAAAUUUUGUGGUUGCUCCAGAUGGUGCAUACUGCAUAGUUUCUCAGUUGCAUGGUGUAAGCCUUCCGAGACAUGUCAUCGUUCUCCAGGAAUGAAUUAUUGUAUAUUUUAACUUUUUAUUUUUCCAUGUACUACUAUACAUCUCUCUCUAAGUGUAUGAAAUAUUCUUUUUUUGGCCCAAGUUUUGAUAGAUUCACAGACCUUGUUUAUCUGUCAAAACCAUGUGAAAAGUCAAUCUUGUACAUUGUUGACAUUGCUAGGAAUUUUGAUUAGCUGAUCGUGGAAAUCGCAUUUA
This is a messenger RNA of Neltuma alba, 2827 nucleotides long. RefSeq names its product pentatricopeptide repeat-containing protein At4g18520, chloroplastic. Gene Ontology annotation, cellular component: intracellular membrane-bounded organelle. NCBI's taxonomy places the organism in Eukaryota, Viridiplantae, Streptophyta, Magnoliopsida, Fabales, Fabaceae. The transcript has 3 exons. The coding region runs from base 199 to 2115 and encodes 638 amino acids. Gene Ontology annotation, molecular function: RNA binding; protein binding. The record is from RefSeq and is a predicted model, not a curated record. Gene Ontology annotation, biological process: RNA modification.